GAGCGAGAGGCAGACAGAGAAAACCUCCCCCUCUGUCUGAAAGCAGCUCCCACUUUGACGCAUUGGGCUGGUGCCCGAGGCAGCGUUUCCAAUUCGGCGAGAUAAUUGGAUGCACAGAAAGGCACGUGUCCUCUAAUCUGCGAUAUCAGUUCUUGACAGCUCCAGCUUCUUUCCACCUUUCCCUUUACAACUUUCGAGGACAAACGCCGAGAGACAAGCAGGGGGAGAGGAUGAGACACUACAGCCCGAGGUUUUGCGCUGCUUUGCUCAUCACUUACUGCUUCGCCCUGGGAUCAAGUGGUCAUCCUUGUCAGCCUGACCCUUGCCAGAAUGGAGGCUCAUGCCUGGCUGGAGUCUCUUUGGAUUCCUAUUACUGCAUCUGCAUGGAUGGAUUCAGCGGGAAACACUGCACGGAGAUAGAACAAGGAAGUGGUGCAGAGAAACAUACCGGGUAUACGCUGGAAGACAUAAGGUAUAACGAUGUCACUAGAUACUCCAAACCCUCAGGGCCUUGUCACCCUAAUCCCUGUGAAAACGGUGGCCUGUGCGAAUUGAUUUCACGCAGAGGAGAUGUCUUCAGCGAAUACACCUGCAAAUGCCCCACUGGAUUCCAGGGCAUUCAUUGCCAAACAAAUGUCAAUGACUGUUCUUCCCAGCCUUGUAGUAAUGGAGGGUACUGUGUGGACCUGGAUGCAGAUUUCUCAUGUAAUUGCCCAUCUCCGUAUGUGGGGAAAAGCUGCCAACUCACCUGUGCAAGUCCAUUAGGAAUGGAGGGGGGAGCGAUAGAUGACCAUCAGAUCAGUGCCUCCUCAGUGCACCUUGGAUUUCUGGGCCUGAAACGCUGGCGUCCAGAGCUGGCACGACUCAACAACAAGGGAAUUGUGAAUGCUUGGAGUAUGGCAACCUUUGACAUUAAUCCAUGGUUUCAGGUGAAUUUGCUGAGAACGAUGCAAUUUACUGGAAUUGUCACACAGGGCGCAUUGGCCAUGGGGGCUCCAGAAUAUAUCAAAUUGUAUAAAAUUGCUUACAGCUUCGAUGGAAUAAACUUCACCACCAUCAAAGGCAGCGGGAGUAAUAAGGAAAAGUUAUUUACUGGAAACCGCAAUAACAACGAACAGAAGAGGAAUCUGAUUGAUCCACCCAUCAUUGCACAGUAUAUCCGCCUUAUUCCUGUGGUGUGUCAGCGGGCUUGCACACUGCGCAUGGAGCUGAUUGGCUGUGAAUUGAAUGUUUACUUAAACACAACAGGUUGCUCGGAGCCACUUGGGAUGAAGUCAAAGUUCAUUAGAAACAAUCAGAUUACUGCCUCGAGUACGUACAAAAUGUGGGGGAUUGACGCUUUUACCUGGGCACCUUGCUUAGCACGCCUGGACAAACAAGGAAAAACCAAUGCCUGGACUGCUGAGCUCAGCAACAAAUCACAGUGGCUUCAGAUUAACCUCUUGAUUUCUAAAAGGGUCACUGGCAUCAUCACCCAAGGAGCGAAAGAUUUUGGAGUAGCUCAAUAUGUAGAAUCCUUUAAAAUUGCUUACAGCGAUGAUGGACAGUCGUGGUCUAUUUACCAAGACAGCAUUACAAGGACAGACAAGGUUUUCCAGGGAAACUAUGACAACUACAGCCAUAAGAGAAACAUAUUCGAUCCCCCAUUUUAUGCACAGUUUGUCCGGAUCUUGCCUCAGACCUGGCACGAGCGGAUCACACUCCGUGUGGAGCUCCUGGGAUGUCAGGAAUAGACACUUGUUUCUUGCAUGCAAUAGGGGAACAUUCAAUAUGUCUUGCGCGCUGAUCUGCAUUACUGCAUUGUACCUGUUUAUACACACUGGAACACCAGCUUCACUUUAUGAUAAUUUUUCAUCAGCAGAGACCAAUUGACCAUGUUUUAAAGCAACAGGACCCAUAAUAUUUGUUGCGUGCCUUCCCUUCACCUGCGGACCUGCAUGAUCUGCAAGUCCCCAUAAGUGUCUGAACCUCCAUUCCCAGCUUGCCAUGGGAUAUUAAUGGGAAUUCCUGCUGUUUUCUUUCCUUUCUCUUGCCCACUGGCAAAGAAAUGCAAGCAAACAUUGUUGGGAAGCAGGAUUAUCUCAGUUUCCACACAGUAUGUAAAAGAACCCUAAUAAAAAUGAAACAAUUGGUGGUCCUAUUCCUGUGGGGAAGUGUCAGACUUCCACUUACUAACUGAACGGAGCAGCGUGAUUGAAGUUAGGAGCUCAGCCUGUGGGGAAAUCUCUGGCACUGCCUGGCCCAGCAGCCCUGAGAAUGUUUUAAGCAAUUGGGAUUGUUGUACUUAAGAGAAAAAUGAGUUUAUCACUCUAAUGGAUCAAUAGGUGAAAACCUCUACUUCUAUCUUAGCCUCCAAUGAGACAGGGAAAGGAUCUUUCACUAUGUCACAUCAUUGAUAAGAUAUGAAACUGUAUUUGGGAUGGAAUCUCUAAUAAAGAUUUCAACUGAGUAGGGGUAACUUUAACUUCUUACGACAACGUAAAACAGACAAUAUCGGAUUAGUCGUCCAUUGUACAUCUCUCUUGGUUUUCAUUUUGCAUUCCGUUGAAGCCAAAAGAAAUUGGGAGGAAUGUGGAACAAGCAGCUGAUUCGCUAUUGCCCAAAGUCAAAAUUACCCCCAUUAACCCCUCAACAAAUAUCCUUAAGUGUUAGUAAUCCCUGUUGCAUUGGGGUACAGUUUACGUGCAGGUCACUAUAUAUGUGGAUCCCUUCUCCCGUACAGAGAGUUUCUCAGGGAUUGCGAUCAAUGUAAUGGUUGUGUAAGAAACUGCAUCUUAAAGGAAACUGCAUCUGCUAGUGAUGGGGCUGUGGAGUGAUAUCAAAGCAGCCAUGGAUCAGACCAGACUGAAUGUUUGGGGGAGGGCAACUGCGCAGUUUGAUUGCAAUGGAUGUAAGCUACAUCCUGAGACUAAAGACAAGAACAAAUAUCUCACACAAAGGGGAGUAGAAAUCUGGAACUCUGAGGCUGAGUGUCAAUUGAAAAUUUCAGAACUGAGAUCAAUAGGUUUUUGUUAGGUAAGGAUAUUAAAGGCAACAUAUCAAAGGCAGUUCGAUGUGAUCAAGAUACAGAUCAGCCACAAUCUAAUUGAAUGGCAGAACAGGUUCAAGGAACUGAGUGGCCUCCUCCUAUGUUCCUAAAUGGAGAGCAAUAGGGGUUUGGCAAGUUACAGUCUCCCAUCUCUGCCUCUCACCUAAAGUCAAAACAAAGAGCAGGAAACUCCCAGCAAGUUUGCAGCUGUCAUAAUUUACAAAGGCAUCGCCUUCAGCUAAAUUAAAAAGCAGGAUUAAUGAAGAGGCCAGUUUCUAAUCAUACAUCAUUUUAAUUAACACAGAGAAAUUAGAUACUUCUUACAGGAGACACCUGGAGGUGAUAUUUUUUGCUUGCUUGUAUCUGUAAUCUGUCUGUUUGCAUAUUUCCCUUAGGUACUUGUUAUUCAAUAGCCAAUGCGUAGUUCAGCUGUGCUCCGACAGGGAACUAGAGAAUGUAGGGGUAAGAAGAGCACUUCUGUCUGCACUGCUCACCUGAAAACAACAAGUGUGCCAAGGCAGGAGAAUUUGUGAAUGAUCUGUGCUAACAUUGUCCAUUCAGAAAUCAUCUGUAUAGUGAUACACCAUACAAAGAUUUGUGAACAUGUCUGUAGGCAAUCCCUAGUUAAACAAGGUGCAGUUCUUAAAGGUGAUCUUUAGGUAUUUAUUGACUUACUUAUUAACUUAGGUCACCAAUUCCUACACCUUUGUUUUCCUAUGGAUUUGAUGUUGGUUGGCUGUAGGUUAGUUUGCUUGCUGAGAAAAUUUAACUCAUUAAUUCAUUGGCAAGGCAUUUAUUAUUUUUCAAGGAACUUUCCAUUUCAUAGCCUCUACACUGUAAUACCAAAUGCAUAUAAAACAUUAGGAACAUACACUUUGUAGAGUAGACCCAAUGGAAGUAGAGUGAGUAUGUAUCCCAAUAACUGGCAAUGGAAAGCUAGAAGUCCUCAUCCAGAUAUACCAUGAGAUUUCUACAGUCCUUACCUAGGACAUUCUCAAGGAGCUUUUAAAGUACUUUAAUAUCACCAACAUACAGUGAUCAAAUACUCCAUGGGACGAUGGUCUUCUCAGCUGGUACUGAGGGAUUGCUAUCUGUAAAGUGCAGAAAGUCAAGGUUAAACAGUAAAGGUGUGAAGAGAGUUGAACUUACGGAUGUUUUUCUUGAUUAUCUUUGAGGAAUUGGGGAAUACAGAAUUGUGCCUCAGGAAAGUGAAUGGAUAGAAUGAUAAGACUGAUUAUACAUUGUUUGUGUGGAAGAUCAACUUAUUGAGGUAGAGGUUGUGAUAGAACAGAUUGUACAUGAAUUGUAGAAGGUGAUUAUAUGGGAGGUGUAGAUCCCACAAUAAUAUAGUUUAUACAAGGGCUGCAAGAGGAGUGGGAUUGAUGGGCCAAAUGGCCUUUUCCAAUCUAUUUUUUUCUUGCGUUCUAAAUUAGCUGGUGGCAGAGAUGGGAUCAGGAGUUGGGAAAAUAAGUGAAUCAUGAACAAUUGAGCAUGAAAGAAAGGGAGCUUUGGAGGACCUCUCAGGACUUCAGCAGCGGACACUUUGCAACAGUUUGUGAUUUAGGAUCAAAGUUUGUGCAUGACUGAAGUAUGAUUUUAAAUGAAGCUGUUGAAUUGUACAGCACAGAGGGAGGCUACUCAGCCUAUCAUGCCCAUGCUGGCUCUUUGAAAGAGCUAUCCAAUUAGCUCUGCACCCAUGCUCUUUCCCCAUAGCCCUUCAAAUUCUUCUUUUUCAAGUGCAUGUCCAAUAUGUUUGUGUGUUCUGGUGGAGUUACUGAAUGAGAUUUUAUAUUAAGUAGGAGUAAUAAUGCGAGGUUUCUUUCUAUGGCCUAUGUUCCUUGGCCUUUCUGAUUGUAAAUUGUAGGGGCCUAGUCUAUCCAGAAAAUGAAGUAUCAUUUCAGCUAACCCCUUUCACCACCAAAAAAGUCCAACAAAACUCAAUGAAGCUGAAUUUAUUAAUCAAAUGCAGCAUGCUUGACUGGUAUAUCCUGUGCCUGCAGAACAGAGUUCAUAAGCUUCUAUAGAGGCUUUAAGGCCUUUCCAAUGAGGACACCCUUUUUGGAUUAACCCUUCUUGUGCUGAACACCAGACAACUUGCAUGACUUAUGCUAUAAAGUACAGUAGUUUAUAGAGCAUAACAAACACUCCGCCACUUACUGUAAUCUCUGAUUUAGGUAAGAACUAAUUCUGCUGGAUUUUUUUUCUUAUUGGUGCAAACAAUUAAAAGGAUUAAAACGA
This is a messenger RNA of Carcharodon carcharias (great white shark), 5266 nucleotides long. It is a transcript of the gene mfge8b, whose product is annotated as milk fat globule EGF and factor V/VIII domain containing b. Bases 231 to 1733 code for a protein of 500 amino acids. NCBI's taxonomy places the organism in Eukaryota, Metazoa, Chordata, Chondrichthyes, Lamniformes, Lamnidae. Gene Ontology annotation, molecular function: calcium ion binding. The transcript has 11 exons. The record is from RefSeq and is a predicted model, not a curated record.